AUGGCACCCGCAAACCCCGACGAAACAGUCCAAUUCCUCUUAAGCUGCAUCCGCUACUCAAACAGCGGCAAGGUCGACUUCAACGAAGUCGCCAAAGCAUGCAACAUCGUCAGCAGAGGAGCUGCCGCAAAACGCUACGAAUGCUUGCUCAAGGCCUACAACGAAGCAGCGAACACGGGCACAACCACCACCGAAUCCGAACUCAACACAGCAGCAGCUUCUCCAGACUCUUCCCCCAAGAAACCCAAACCUGCCAAUGCUGGUCCUCCUAAGAAGUCCAAAGCAAAGGAGGCGGGCGAGAGUUCGAAUUCGAGUUCACCCGCGAAGCGCAAGCCUGCAGGGGAGAGUAGCAAGGUCAGAGCCAAGAAAGCCCGGGUGUUGAAGGAGAGUGUCCUUGAGAGCGCACACAGAAUGAUUGAGCAGAGAUUGAGCCCUGUGAAGGAGGAAGAGGUGUCCGAUGCUGAAGAGGAGAAGGCUCAAGGCGUUGACGCUGAUACGACUGCUGUCGAUGGUAAGACGCUGUUUGACCAGUUUUGA
Messenger RNA from Aspergillus fischeri NRRL 181, 537 nucleotides. RefSeq lists its product as uncharacterized. NCBI's taxonomy places the organism in Eukaryota, Fungi, Ascomycota, Eurotiomycetes, Eurotiales, Aspergillaceae. Bases 1 to 537 code for a protein of 178 amino acids. The transcript is spliced from 3 exons. The record is from RefSeq and is a predicted model, not a curated record.